Phycodurus eques (leafy seadragon) is the source of this 1026-nucleotide messenger RNA. RefSeq names its product fructose-1,6-bisphosphatase 1-like. Gene Ontology annotation, cellular component: cytosol; cytoplasm. Gene Ontology annotation, molecular function: fructose 1,6-bisphosphate 1-phosphatase activity. The transcript has 7 exons. NCBI's taxonomy places the organism in Eukaryota, Metazoa, Chordata, Actinopteri, Syngnathiformes, Syngnathidae. The coding region runs from base 13 to 1026 and encodes 337 amino acids. Gene Ontology annotation, biological process: gluconeogenesis; fructose metabolic process; sucrose biosynthetic process. The record is from RefSeq and is a predicted model, not a curated record.
CUGACGGCGAAAAUGUCCGAGAAGGGAGCCUUCGACACCAACGUGCUGACCCUCACCAGGUUCGUCCUGGAGGAGGGCCGCAAGGCCCACGGAACCGGCGAGCUCACCAACCUGCUCAACUCCAUCUGCACGGCCGUCAAAGCCAUCUCCACCGCCGUCAGGAAGGCCGGCAUCGCCAACCUGUACGGCAUCGCCGGCAGCACCAACGUGACGGGAGACCAGGUGAAAAAACUGGACGUCCUGUCCAACGACAUGGUCAUCAACAUGAUCAAGUCGUCCUUCACCUCCUGCGUGCUGGUGUCCGAAGAAGAUGAGCACGCCAUCGUCGUGGAGUCGGACAAGAGCGGAAAAUACAUCGUCUGCUUUGACCCGCUGGACGGUUCCUCAAACAUCGACUGUCUGGUCUCCAUCGGUACCAUCUUUGGCAUCUACAAGAAGACCACGGAGGGCGAGCCCAGCGAGAAAGACGCCCUGCAGCCGGGGAGGAACCUCGUAGCGGCCGGUUACGCUCUGUACGGCAGCGCCACCAUGAUGGUCCUGUCCACCGGACAAGGGGUCAACUGCUUCAUGCUCGACCCCGCCAUCGGGGAGUUCAUCGUGGUGGAUCGCGACGUGAAGAUCAAGAAAAAGGGGAAAAUCUACAGCUUGAAUGAAGGAUACGCGCAGCAUUUUUACCCCGAAGUGACGGAAUAUGUUCAGAAGAAGAAAUUCCCUGAGGACGGCUCUGCUCCGUACGGCAGCCGCUACGUGGGCUCCAUGGUCGCUGACGUCCAUCGCACGCUGGUCUACGGCGGCAUCUUUUUGUAUCCCGCCAAUGUAAAGAGUCCAAAAGGGAAGUUGCGGCUGCUGUACGAGUGCAACCCCAUGGCGUUCAUCGUGGAGCAGGCGGGCGGCACGGCCACCACGGGCGCCGGCAACGUUCUGGACAUCCAGCCCACCGACAUCCACCAGAGGGUCCCUGUGGUGCUGGGCUCGCCUGACGACGUGCAGGAGUACAUUGCCAUCUACAAGAAGCAUCACAAAUGA